AAUGCCAUAUGUCAUAACCUCGAACGUUAUGAACAUAUAAUAACAAAACAAUAUUUAUUUUUGUUUUCAUUCUACUUUGAGAGGAGGAAAUUUCUGUUGCUUUUGUAAGAGAAUUGAAUAGCGAUAAACAAUGUCGGCAGAUAUACGGCAUUUAAAAGAGUCUGCACGCGAGGAUAGUUUUGAAGCCAAAAUGCAAAAAAUUCUCGAUGAUGUGGACGCUAUUGACGAGAAAAUAAAACGAUUAGGCAAACAACGUGAAAAAUUGAUGAUAAACUAUGAAAAACUAAAAGAUGCCAAAAUCAUGAAAGACGCGUAUACCUCAAUUUUGGACGAAAAUUGGGAACGAGAAAAUUUUGAAUGGUCAUGUCGGUUAAGAGAGACAAUGAAAACUGUAUUUCGUUUGGACAAUUUUCGACCACAACAGCUUCAAACAAUCAACUGUGUCAUGUCAAAAAAGGAUGUUAUUAUGAUCGCUCCAACUGGUGGAGGAAAAAGUUUGUGCUACCAAUUGCCAGCAAUUCUGUCCGAUGGUCUAACAGUUGUCAUAUCACCGCUCAUAUCAUUAAUGGAAGAUCAAGUUUGGUCAUUGAAAAAAUAUGGCGUAAACGCUGAACUGCUAUCGGCUUCAACCGAAAAAAAUAAAAAUAGCUUGAUUUUGAAACAAUUGGCCGAAGGAAUAGAUACAUGCAAUUAUAAAAUUCUCUAUGUAACUCCGGAACGGUUGGCCAAAAGUAAGCGUUUUAUGACAUCGCUACAGAAGUGUUAUUUGGCAAAACGUCUACACUUGAUUGCAAUUGAUGAAGUUCAUUGCAUCAGUCAAUUUGGAAAUGAUUUUCGGCCCGAUUAUAAAUUUUUGGGCACAUUAAAAACAAUGUUUCCAGACGUACCAUUGUUGGGUGUAACAGCGACUGCCACAACCAAAGUCAUUGUCGACGUUCAAAAGAUGUUGAAUUUACAGCAGCCGAUCAUUUUGAAAGCCGAAUUCAAUCGACCGAAUUUGUAUUAUCAUUUGAUGGAUAAACCAGCGGAAAAAGAGCAAUGUAUCGAACUGUUAUAUGAUUUGUUGAACAAACGAUUUGCCGGUCAAUCGGGUAUAAUUUAUGCAUUUUCAAUAGCCGACACAGAAGAAAUCGCUUCCGAAUUAUCACAAAGGAAUUUAAAAGUUCGACCAUAUCAUGCCCAACUCACAAAUGAAAGACGUACUCUGGUGCACUCGAAAUGGUUGUCGGGGGAAAUACAAGCGGUCGUUGCAACAGUGGCAUUUGGAAUGGGCAUUGAUAAGCCAAAUGUGCGAUAUGUCAUUCAUCAUACGAUGAGCAAAAGUAUGGAAAAUUACUAUCAAGAAAGUGGGCGAGCUGGAAGGGAUGGAAAUAGGGCUGAAUGUAUUCUACUGUAUCGCAGUGCUGAUAUUUCGAAAAUCACAUCAAUGGUCUUUACGGAACAUACCGGCCUGAGCAAUGCAUAUAAAAUGAUUGAAUUUGCAAUUGAUGGCAUAAGUUGUCGACGUGACUUGAUCAGUAAACAUUUUAUGGAUGUAUGGAGCAGUUCGGCUGAAUGCAAUAAAAUGUGUGAUCGAUGUUAUCACAAAGACAGCGUAAAUCCACCAAAGAUGAACAUUACUGAAUAUUGUCUUGCCUUAUACAAAAUCAUUGAACAUGCCACCAACAUGGAUGUGAAAUUAACCCAAUUGAAAUUGAUUGAUUCAUGGUAUCAAAAAGGAAAAACCAGUCUUCGUGUUAAAGAUAUACCGGUGCCGAAUUUUGAACGAUUUUAUGCCGAACAAAUGGUCGCCUAUUUACUCAUUAAAGGUUAUCUAAAAGAAGAUUUUCAUUUUUCGGCAUACACAACAUUCAGUUACAUAAAAAUGGGUAACAAAAUCGCACAACAAGAUGAUCGCAUUAUAUUUUAUGGUGCACGUGUAUUGUUGUUGCCCGAAGUGCAUACGAAUGGUCAAAUUGCAUCGAAAUCCAAUGAAUAUGCAACUGACUCCGACACACCUCUGUCAUCGAGAAAGGAGAAAAAAAUUAGGUCUCAAAGAUCGAAAGAGGCUAGCCUUAGCGAAGCCAGCGUGGUGGAUACACCGACCGCCAAAAGGUUAAAGUCAUCAAAACAACAUGGUAACGGUAAUGCUAGUUCAACAACCGAUGACUAUGUGUAUGUAACUGAUUCCGAUGCAGCUCCACCAAUAAAAAAAGUGAAAAAGGAGAAAUCACGAAAAACGGAUGACGGUGGUGUCAGUGAGACUAGUUUCAUGGAUGCAUCAAUCAGCAGUUCAAAAAGCGAUUCAAAGCGAAAAAAGAAAAGCAAACACGAAAAGAAAAGGCAUUCGGACGUGAACGUAUCGCCAUCGGACAAGGCUGACGAUUGUGUCAUUUUAGUGGAAGGCAGUGAUAUAAUCGAAAUUGAUUAAAUUGAAUAAAGGCUUAUUACUGAUUUUUUUAAAAUUAAA
This is a messenger RNA of Contarinia nasturtii (swede midge), 2449 nucleotides long. RefSeq names its product ATP-dependent DNA helicase Q1-like. Gene Ontology annotation, molecular function: ATP binding; 3'-5' DNA helicase activity; four-way junction helicase activity. The transcript is spliced from 6 exons. NCBI's taxonomy places the organism in Eukaryota, Metazoa, Arthropoda, Insecta, Diptera, Cecidomyiidae. The record is from RefSeq and is a predicted model, not a curated record. Gene Ontology annotation, biological process: double-strand break repair via homologous recombination. Gene Ontology annotation, cellular component: chromosome; cytoplasm. Bases 131 to 2410 code for a protein of 759 amino acids.